Molecule: messenger RNA, 3484 nt
Organism: Pisolithus orientalis
Lineage: Eukaryota; Fungi; Basidiomycota; Agaricomycetes; Boletales; Pisolithaceae
Exons: 8
Coding region: 95-3376 (1093 amino acids)
Biological process (GO): negative regulation of transcription by RNA polymerase II
Cellular component (GO): nucleus
Molecular function (GO): RNA polymerase II transcription regulatory region sequence-specific DNA binding; DNA-binding transcription factor activity, RNA polymerase II-specific; zinc ion binding
Source: RefSeq, a predicted model, not a curated record
CAUACCAAUUUGCGUGUCAUUCUAACUCGAAUAUGUAGUAAAUAUAAGUAAGCAAGUCGCUCACGGCGACGACGAAACAACGCUCCACCACCGCAUGGAAACGUCGACUGCGAACCAACGAAGUGCUAGCAGCAGUACUGAUCGCACUAAUCGGAACCGCCGUACUCAUAGAAGACGUGCCGUCGCGAACGAACGACCCGCGGAUGACCCAACUACUUCACAAGGCACCAGUUCACCAUCUGCCGCGUCCGCAAGACCACCUCGCGAACGUCCGGCGUCGGAACGUGAUACGAGGCAGGAAGUAGCCCAAAAUGCCGAAAAUCGGGGACCGAUAAGACGAAAACCAUACCGGAAGAAAGCUGGCGGGAAUUGUACUGACCCACAAAGCGAUCAGCCGUCCACUGCCAUCGAUGCCAGCACCGCCGAGGCUGAUUUAGAAGCCCAUAGCGAGCCCUCACAGUCACGCAGUCAACCCCGAUCUCAUCGCAGAGCGUUCAACGCCAAGUUGACGCAACCUACGGAGACACAGGCUGCCCCAGAGACGUCAUCAGGGUCAAAGCAGAGAACUCGAAAACCACAGGGCUCCCCAGCAGGCUCCGAUCUCACGUCGACCCUCACGCGUGCCCUACGCACACCACCAUACCCCGACUGUCUCAUUUGUUUUGGUCCCGUAAGACCAGAACACCCUACCUGGUCUUGUGCGCCCCCAAAGCGAUCACUCCACGUCGGUCUAGAACUCGAUGAUCCCGACAAGGAACGCUCGCAAUGUUGUUGGACGACAUUUCAUCUAAAGUGCAUUCGGACGUGGGCAGAUAAGAGCGUAAAAAGUAUCGUAGAAGCAUGGCGCGCGCGCGGGGAAGAACGCCAAGGUGAAUGGAGGUGCCCUGGAUGUCAAACGAAACGAGAGCAAGUGCCGACGACGUAUCAGUGUUUCUGUCAUCGAACCUCUAAUCCUUCUCCGCCGCGUCUAUCAACACCUCACUCUUGCGCCCUCCCGUGUUCUCGCCCACGCUCCUCUGGAUGCAAGCAUCCAUGUCCAUUACCGUGUCACCCAGGCCCCUGUCCACCGUGCGCUAUAACAGUCCAAAGGUCCUGCUUUUGCGGGAAGGUCGUGCGAAAUGCCAGAUGUUCAGCCUCUGGGUCUCCUGUGCCGUCUGAAGGAUCUCAACGGGGUUCCUUUUCUUGUAAUAACACUUGCACCCAACCACUAUCAUGCAAGAACCCCAAGCAUAGAUGUGAAUUAUCUUGUCAUGCCGAUCCCUGUCCACCAUGCCCAGUGAAGGAGGAAAUCAGGUGUUGGUGCGGGAGCGAAACAAAAGUGGUCGCUUGCGGUGAACUCAGCUCAGAGGUCGCUACAGAGUGUGUAACACUGAAGCCCACGCAACAUGAUGGAAUUAGAGAAGUGGAGACAUGGGUUGGGUGGUUUGGAUGUGGUAAGGCCUGCAACCGCCCUUUCAGCUGUGGGAAACACACUUGCGCGAAACCAUGUCACCCUCCGUCGCGCACGCCCCUGCUUUGUCCAUUUGACCCCGUCUCGGUCACCCGAUGUGGGUGCGGUCGGUACGAGGUAGCUCGCCUCUCUGGCGUCGGUGAUGGAACGUCAAGCUCUGCAAGUGGUAAUACGUCCCCCGUUUUCCCCGCGCGCUCAUCGUGUACCUCUCCGCUCCCCGUUUGCUCCUCUGUAUGCUCAAAAUCUCUGCCGUGUGGCCAUUCCUGUACAGCCACCUGUCAUUGGGGGGUAUGCCCCCCAUGUACGGCAGAGGUUGGGCAACCGUGCCGAUGCGGAUCAACGAAACGACAAAUGAAAUGUAGCGAUACCCUGCUGACUGGAGAUAAAUCAACAGAGGCGGCCCGUUUUAGUGAACCUGUACCUGAAGAAAUCCUUUGCAGUCGUCCUUGUCCCGUCCAACGAUCAUGUGGCCGACAUCAGUGUGGUCGCAUCUGUUGUCCAUUAGCUUCCUUGGCAAUUGGGAAGGGAAAGAAAAAAGUACGGGGCGAUGCCGCAGUAGAUCUCGGGACCGAACCUGGCGGGCUACACGAAUGUGACAUCCCAUGUACUCGUGUUCUUGGAUGCGGGAACCACCGUUGCGAGAAGAAGGAUCAUAAAGGUCCUUGUGGGGUGUGCUUACGGAGCAUAUUUGAAGAGAUCACCUGUCCAUGCAAUCGCAUGGUCUUCGAACCGCCUAUUCCUUGUGGCACACAUCUUACUUGCACGUAUCCUUGCGUUAGAGAACGCCCGUGCGGACACCCACAAGUUCCACAUGCAUGCCAUGAAUCUACUAUCAUUGCUGGGGCGGACGCUGCUGAUGAGGGAUUACCUUCCUCUUCGGAGAGUAGUAUUGCCCGCUCGUGUCCUCCGUGUCCUUUCUUGACUAGGAAACUCUGCGCUUGCGAGAAGAAGAUGGUAGACAAUGUUCAAUGUUCUCAGGAACGCGUGAGUUGUGGAAACGUCUGUAAACGACUUUUGGCAUGUGGGUUCCACGAGUGCAAGCGCACCUGUCACGCGGACGAAUGUGGUCCUUGUACAGCGGUCUGCGGCAAAUCUCGCAAAGCUUGUCUACCGGAAUACCAUCCCUGCAUGGAAAUCUGUCAUGCUCCUGCAGCAUGCCCGGAGACAGGUCCAUGUAUCGCCGUGGUCACGCUUACCUGUCCAUGUGGAAACCUGCGAUCGACGGUUCCCUGCUCAAACAGGAAGCAAAGUCUUGCAUGUAGCGGAGAUUGUGCAAUCAAGAAGCGCAAUGAAAAACUAGCAGAAGCAUUUGGAAUCAGUAAGGAGAAACGCGAGGAAAUUGCAGCGGGCCCGAAAGUCGUCUGGAGUGAUGAGUUGGUGGACUAUGCAUGUGUUACCGCAAACGCCAAGUUCGUGCGGCUCAUGGAGGAUACUUUUGCAAAUUUUGUCAAGUCCAGCCGACGCACACAGGUGCUGCAGCACAUGCCUCCAGAACGACGCAAGUUCGUGCAGAGUCUCGCCUCCGUUUAUCGUGUGGACACUGCCGAGGUCGAUCAGGAGCCGCACCGCAGCGUACAACUCAUGCGGCGUAUCGACACGCGCAUCCCCGUACCACUCCUUUCACAGUCGGCAACGUCGGCUGCGCCCUCAAGUAAACCAGUUGACUUGCGCUCGUCCAAGGCUACUACUUCGGCUGUCAAGACUGCAAAUAUACCUCCCUUUCGUGCGGCAUCUGCCUGGAAGCUGCCAUCGUCAUCGUUGUGGAGCGCUCCUUCGUCUGGCAUUCCUUCGUCAGGGCCCCUACCUCCCCAUCCGAGCAGUCCGCCUCCACUGUCGUAUGUGACACUACAGCCACAGGUGCAACGAGAGCAAUCGGCUACGAUUGUAAGAGAAGAUGUACCCGAGGAUUGGGAAGAUGAUACCUAAGUAACAACUAGCUACACAAUCAAUUGCCGUGGAUUGCCAUAGAUCAUAUACAAGUAGUCACGCAUAGAGUUCAUGCUGUCUUGGUUAAACUGGGCGCCUGUUUCACUG